Messenger RNA from Drosophila serrata, 762 nucleotides. Its product is annotated as rhodanese domain-containing protein CG4456. The record is from RefSeq and is a predicted model, not a curated record. Lineage: Eukaryota; Metazoa; Arthropoda; Insecta; Diptera; Drosophilidae.
AGCAUAUAGCAAGCUUUGUCUGGCAAUUCUUACUUAAAAUUCAAAGUGAAAUCUGAUCGGAGGGCUCCUCUCUCCCGCCUCAACCUGUCGCCUCAUCCAGCGGACAAUUAGCGGAUUCUCCAGCGCCGGCGUCGAGGAAACUGACAGAGCAAACAAGGCGACACCACAAAAAUCAGAAUGCGAUAAGCCGCCGGAGGUGGAGGAGCAAACAAACCCGAAAACCCGAGCCACAUAAAUGUAUCUGCUGGAACCGGCCGGCAAGUCAGUUGUGAUUUGGCUUUCGAAUCAGAUUAACUUCGUUUUAUAACAUAUCGACAUCCACAAUGGCCACCUACGAGCAGGUUAAGGAUGUGCCCAACCAUCCUGAAGUCUAUCUGAUCGAUGUCCGGCGACCGGAUGAGCUGAGGCAGACGGGCCAGAUUCCAGCCAGCAUUAAUAUACCCCUGGAUGAACUGGAGAAGGCUUUGAACUUGGAUGGAGCUGCCUUCAAGAGUAAAUAUGGAAGAACUAAGCCCGAAAAAGGAUCAAAGAUCAUAUUCUCCUGUAAGUCGGGAAAUCGUGUCUUGGAGGCAGAGAAAAUUGCCAAGGGUCAGGGAUUUUCCAACGUGGUGAUCUACAAGGGCUCUUGGAACGAAUGGGCCCAAAAGCAGGGUCUAUAAGGAUUACUACUUAUGUAUACAGUGGAAAAGUUCAAUUUGGAAUUAUAAAAUGAUCAUCAAUAAACAAAUACGAAAUGGUACGCCUCUGGUUAACAAUACAGAG